This is a messenger RNA of Chinchilla lanigera (long-tailed chinchilla), 785 nucleotides long. It is a transcript of the gene Tac4, whose product is annotated as tachykinin 4 (hemokinin). Lineage: Eukaryota; Metazoa; Chordata; Mammalia; Rodentia; Chinchillidae. The coding region runs from base 154 to 486 and encodes 110 amino acids. The record is from RefSeq and is a predicted model, not a curated record. The transcript has 5 exons.
AUAAGCUGAGAGAAGGAAGCAGAAUAGCUGGAAAGACCAGGGAUCACCUCCCACACUUACUCCAGCAGCUGACGGGCGACAGAGCCGCUGCAAGUGGCAUCCCCAGGCCUAGAGGGCGUCCCAAGGAUCCCCAGACCCAGCAGCGCACCCACCAUGCUGCCCUGCCUGGCCCUGCUUCUCUUGGCGGGGCUGUCCAAGGGCGCCACGGCAGGCCACAGCGGAGAGGAACUGGUACCCAGCCCUAAAGCUCGGCCCUGGGUGACCGUGACCCUGGAGGUCGCCGUCCCCAGCAUUCAGCUCCAGCUGCAGGAGGCCAAGCGGUUCUUCGGGCUGAUGGGGAAGCGGGUGGGAGGUGUCCCUCGGAUCUGGCCAGGGCUGGCAGGGCAUCAGCUGGGAGAAGCGGAACAAGGCCUCCUGGGCAGGGGAGGACUCUCGACGGAAGCGCCCUCCCCAGGCACGGAGGAUGAGGACCCAGGUUCAGAGUGAGAGGACCCACAGGACGCUUCCCAGAGAAUGCCACCUCCUCUUCCGGAACAUCACAGACCAGGCAGCAGGCCGACUCUACCCCGCGUCUCCUGUCCUCGACGCUGGCCCUCACUGCACUCAGUGAGUCUCUUCCAGGACUGGGCGUUGGGCAGUGGUGGUAUACAGGUGUGCUGUGUCACUCUCUCCAGCUGGAGCAACCCUGCCCUCCCCUGAACUUCCGUCACAGCAUCACUGGGCCAGCCUCGCAUUCUGUACCCACAUCCGGCACAGCUGGGGGCUAAUAAAUGAAAGACCAGUGA